Magnusiomyces paraingens is the source of this 999-nucleotide messenger RNA. RefSeq lists its product as uncharacterized. Gene Ontology annotation, molecular function: quinone reductase (NADPH) activity. The coding region runs from base 1 to 999 and encodes 332 amino acids. NCBI's taxonomy places the organism in Eukaryota, Fungi, Ascomycota, Dipodascomycetes, Dipodascales, Dipodascaceae. The record is from RefSeq and is a predicted model, not a curated record. The transcript has a single exon. Gene Ontology annotation, cellular component: cytoplasm. Gene Ontology annotation, biological process: cellular response to oxidative stress.
AUGUCUGCUCCUACUAUACCUUCUACUCAAAAGGCUAUCAGAAUCCACAAGACUGGUGACUUUGACGUUGUCCAAUUGGAUAAGGAUGUCGCUGUUCCAGAGAUUUCUGAUACCCAGAUUCUUGUCAAGAACGCGUAUGCUGGCAUCAACUUCAUUGAAAACUACUUCCGCAUAGGCCUUUAUCCCGCUUCCUACCCAUUGACAUUGGGUCGUGAGGGAGCUGGUGAGGUUGUUAAGGUUGGAGCCAAGGUGACAAAGUUUGCUGUUGGAGACAAGGUGUCAUACGUCAAUCCCAAUGCUUAUGCCCAAUACACUGCUUUGGAACAGGCAGCCAAAGUGCUGAAGAACCCUGAGGGCAUUGAUACCAAGUUGGGAGCUGCUUCCCUUCUUCAAGGUCUUACUGCGUUGACUUUUGUUAAGGAGGCCUAUGAGGUUAAGGCUGGAGACUAUAUUCUGGUUCAUGCUGCUGCUGGCGGUACUGGUUCGAUUAUUGUGCAGCUUGCACACCACUUUGGUGCUCAUGUAAUUGGCACAGUGUCUACUCCAGAAAAGGCUCAAAUUGCCAAAGAAAAUGGUGCUGACUACAUUAUCAACUAUAAGACGGAGGACAUUGUUGAGCGAGUGAAUGAGAUCACUAAAGGUCAGGGUGUUCAAGGUGUAUUUGAUGGUGUUGGCAAGUCAACUUUUGAAACUUCGCUGGCGGCUCUUGCUCGUAAGGGUACGCUUGUUUCUUUUGGAAAUGCGUCGGGUCCAGUUCCGCCAGUGAGCCUUUUGUCCCUGAGUGCCAAGAACCUGAAGAUUUUGCGCCCGACCUUGUUCAACUACAUUUAUUCUGUGGACGAGUGGAAGUAUUACUCAGAGCUUCUCUUUAAGCUGAUUGCUGAUAAAGUUGUACGUAUUAAGGUUAGCAAUGUUUAUCCUUUGGAGAAGACUCGGGAUGGUCUACGUGACUUAUUUGAGGGUAAGACUACUGGUAAAUUGCUUGUGGAAAUUGAUUAA